CCCAGCCUCCACUCUCCCAUUUGCUAGCUGUUUUGGUUGUAUCUAAAGCCGCUGUUUGUACUUGUUCUAGAGGGAAUGUGCUGUACAAUAGUGACUUGAGUGACAGUACAGAAGUGUGCUCUGUCUGUCUGUCUUGGACCCCUGCUAUUUUUACUUGUACUUCUUUUUUGGCCAGCCAGCAAGCAGCCAGCGUCGUCUCGUCUGCCACACGUGCCUCGAUGCCUCUCUCUCCACGGUUCGCCUUUGCAAUGACUCUUUUUUUUUUUAAUCUGUGCUUGACCUAAACCAUUCUAGCCUUUUUUCGCUGUCGCCACCAAUAAUACCGUGCUGGCUUCCCUGCUUUUUCCCACGGCCGGCGGUGAGCGCGUGAGUCCUGCAGUGUCUCUGCGGCGAUUCUAAAAAAAUACACACGCGCCUACUUCUUUGUCGUCUUGGACUCUACUCCUCCAUCCUUCAUUUUGUCCUGUCACGGCCGCGGCUGUUUGGAAAACCCAGAGAUACUCCGAUUUGUUGUGCCUGCCGUUGUUCGAUUUACACGGCGCUCACUCAGCCUUACUUUCUUCUACCCUUACAAGCGUUGUUGUAUACUCGCUCCCCCCCGCUAUAUACUUGGCCGGUACCCCAAAAAACCGCCACUAUAAACCCCUCCAACACGCCGUCCGCUACCGGAAAACCACCAUCGCCAACCUUCGCAAAGCGUUGCUGCAAUGGCCGCCAUCACGCAGUACCCCGAGCACGACUUGUCCCAGUUCCCCAGCGAACUCAAGGGCAAGCGCGUGCUCCUCUGUACCGAGUCCUUUGGCCCCGUCAACGGCGUCAGCAGAACCACGCUGAUGCUCGUCACCCACUUGCGCAACCACGGCGCCCAGGUGGCCGUUGUCGCGCCUCACAACCACACAAACCACAACACCUUCUCGCCUCCUCCGUCGCCCAACCUGGGCCCCAUGGACAAGCAGCCCGAGGUCCGCGUCACCGGAUACCCGCUGCCCUUCAACCCAGAGCUCUCCGUCGUCUACCCGGUCCGCAACUCGACCCUCUACUCCAAGACCUUUGGCUCCGACGAGCUCCCCGACAUCAUCUACUUGGCCUCGCCCGCCAGCCUGGGCUUCCAGGUCAUGCUGCAGCUGCGCCAGCAGGCCGAGGAGAACCAGAUCCCCAUCAUCUGCAACUUCCAGACCGACUUGGCCGGCUACUGCGCCAUUCUCUUCCCCGCGCCGUUUAGCCACCUUGCCGUCUUUGCCUUUGCCGCCGUGCAGAGCUACCUCUUCCGCCACUCGUCCAUCAAGACCAUCUUCUACCCCUCGCAGUUUGUCAAGCGCUACCUUGUCAGCCAGAACGUCCAGGCCGAGAAGCUCUCGCUGCUCACCCGUGGCGUCAACACCGAGCUCUUCAACCCGACGUGCCGCGACAACGAUCUGCGCGCCGAGCUGGCCCCCAACGGCGAGAUCAUCUUCAUGACCGUCUGCCGCAUUGCCGGUGAAAAGGGCUUUGAUUUCCUUGCCAAGGCCGCCAGCGAGUUUGACGCGCGCGGCCUGCCCUUUAAGAUGGUCAUUGUGGGCGGCAACCGAAACCCCGAUGUCGAGAAGGAGGUCCAGGACCUGUUUGAGGACCAGAUCGAAAAGGGCAACGUGCUCUUCACAGGAUUCAAGCACGGCGACGAGCUGGCCAAGUACUACGCCAGCGCCGACAUCUUCCUGCACUGCUCCAUUACCGAAACCUUUGGCCUUGUCGUCCUCGAGUCCAUGGCCAGCGGUGUCCCCGUCAUUGCCCGUGACGAGGGCGGCCCCUCGGACAUCAUCAACCACGGCAAGACGGGCUUCCUUGUCCCGCCUCACGAUAUCGACAGCUUUGUCGCCAAGGCCACCAUGCUGACCAACGACAAGGCCAUGCGCGCCCAGAUGGUCAUUGAUGCCCGCGCUGCCGCCUGCGAGUGCACCUGGGACAAGAUCAACAACAAGGUCGCCUGGCGCAUGGCUGACUGCAUUACUGAGCGUGCUGUUGAACAGGAGCGUCUCAAGGAGCAGCCCCGUGCUGUUCUCCCCUCUGCUGCUGCUGCUGGCGCCAAGGACCUUGUGCCUGUCUACGGCUGGCUCAUGAUGAACAGCGCCAUGCGUGAGACCAUUCUCCAGCGCAUUGUCGAUGCUCGCCUUGUGGGCGGUCUCGGCAUCAUUUGCUCCUUCUGGAUCGUCACUGGUGCCUACAUGGUCUUUAUUGAGGCCGCCAUGUGGGCAAAGGGUCGCUUCCGAGGCGAGCGCCGACCCAGCAUCUCCGCCUAAGCGAACAGACUUAUACGACGAAUGCAGAAGAUGAAACGCAACCGACGAUAUACGAUAUAUAUACUGAUAUGUGAUGGAUGUCCUUUUUGCCUUUACUUUGUUUAGUUUCCUUAUUUUCGUUUCUUGCAAAUAUCUUGGGGCGGUGUUUUUCCACUUUCUAUUGGAUAUCUAUUUUCUUACUGGCGUUGGACCAAACGAUUUUGAUGCGUAUACGCAUAGAUUGCAACCUAUUCUUAUCUUGGCGUGCUAGGAGUAUUAUAUUUCUUGGCCAUUUUUUCUCACUCUAAGUUUCUCCUCCUGUUUCGUAUAUAUUUUUACAAUACAGAAAACCAAUUGAAACAAUACAACCAAAGCUGUUGAUGAAGUGUGAUGCUGCACUAACACAAAGGUAUUUAUAUUUGUACAUAUAACUUAUAUAAAUGAAUUAUUUAAUUAUUACGCUUGCUAUAAAA
[Torrubiella] hemipterigena is the source of this 2728-nucleotide messenger RNA. The record is from the annotation of a GenBank genome assembly. NCBI's taxonomy places the organism in Eukaryota, Fungi, Ascomycota, Sordariomycetes, Hypocreales, Clavicipitaceae.